UUCAGAGGCUCUUCCUGCUGCGUGGCUAUAAGUGAAGUGACCAGAGCACACCAAAAUCUACUCCAGCAGCAAGACGUGUAAUCUUUCCUGUAACUAGCAAAUCUAAUGGCAACUCCGGUGACUAUUUACGGACCACCAUUGUCCACAGCAGUGUCUAGAGUCCUAGCUACUCUGAUCGAGAAAGACGUGCCCUUUCACCUCGUUCCCAUUGACCUCUCCAAAGGUGAACAGAAGAAGCCUGAGUACCUCAAGAUCCAGCCCUUUGGCCAAGUACCAGCUUUUAAAGACGAGAGCAUCACCCUCUUUGAGUCAAGAGCAAUAUGCAGGUACAUAUGUGACAAAUAUGCUGACAAGGGAAACAGGAGCUUAUACGGCACAGACAUCUUAUCAAAAGCAAAUAUAGAUCAAUGGGUAGAAACUGAUGGGCAGACUUUCGGUCCACCAAGCGGGGACUUGGUGCAUGACCUUCUAUUUAGUAGUGUCCCAGUAGACGAAGCCUUGAUAAAGAAGAACGUAGAUAAGUUGGCGAAAGUGCUUGACAUUUACGAGCAGAAGCUUGGACAGACUCGGUUUUUGGCUGGAGAUGAAUUUUCUUUUGCUGAUCUUUCACACCUGCCUAAUGGGGACUACUUGGUGAAUUCAACUGACAAGGGAUACCUGUUUACUUCCAGGAAGAAUGUAAACAGGUGGUGGACUGAGAUUUCUAACAGGGAAUCCUGGAAGAAGGUUCUUGAAAUGAGGAAAAAUGCUUGAAAUUGGUGGUCGUUUUUUGCUCGGUCUGCCAGCAGUCUGCACUCCGCAGUCUCAAGUGAGGGUUUUAAAUAAGUUGGCGGUCUCUACCUUUCUCGGUGUGAUUUGUAAUGCAAUUAUCUAUGUUUUCAACCUUUUCCAUGUGUUUAAGCUGAUGUUGUCUGUAGCAUGUGUGCUUUAGACAUCGAGACGAUAGGUUGCCUGUUUCUUGUUGAUCCAAUAAAAACUACCAUGUCCUGGGCUUGAUGACCCAUUCUUCCUUU
Messenger RNA from Populus trichocarpa (black cottonwood), 1013 nucleotides. Its product is annotated as glutathione S-transferase F11. Gene Ontology annotation, cellular component: cytoplasm. Lineage: Eukaryota; Viridiplantae; Streptophyta; Magnoliopsida; Malpighiales; Salicaceae. The record is from RefSeq and is a predicted model, not a curated record. Gene Ontology annotation, molecular function: glutathione transferase activity; glutathione binding. Bases 106 to 753 code for a protein of 215 amino acids. The transcript is spliced from 3 exons.